Molecule: messenger RNA, 861 nt
Organism: Psilocybe cubensis
Lineage: Eukaryota; Fungi; Basidiomycota; Agaricomycetes; Agaricales; Agrocybaceae
Exons: 6
Coding region: 1-861 (286 amino acids)
Biological process (GO): termination of RNA polymerase II transcription
Cellular component (GO): nucleus; mRNA cleavage and polyadenylation specificity factor complex
Molecular function (GO): RNA polymerase II CTD heptapeptide repeat phosphatase activity
Source: RefSeq, a predicted model, not a curated record
AUGGAUCCACGCAAAGCUCGAGAUCCUCGUCUGGCUCGUGCUGAUCCCCGUCUGCAACAGCCUCAGGCAACACAACCAACGCCCAUGGCACCUUCUGUAUCAUAUAACGCUCAGUACAAUGCUACCUCAGCACAACAAUGGGACGCAAACCCAAACAACGCGUCUUCUGCAGAUACAACUUUGCAAUUUCAAGCAACUGCACACACAGGCUCAGAUAUUGCGGCCCCACAAACAAACAACGAGGCGCAACCAACAUCCAGCACUUCAUCAACGUCAAUGUAUAAACAACGACCUUUGUUUUGCGUAGUAUGCGCUAGCAACCAAAACAGGUCAAUGGAAGGACAUCAUGUUUUAUCUAAAGCAGGGUUUCGUGUAAUAUCUUCUGGCACGGGCUCAGCAGUACGGCUACCAGGUCCUUCAAUUGAUAAACCCAACAUAUACCCAUUUGGAACCGCGUAUAACGCCAUUUAUGAAGAGCUGAACGCCAAAGAUCCUCGACUAUACACAGCAAACGGACUCCUUCCAAUGUUGGAUCGGAACAGGAAUAUUAAACUAGCACCAGAACGAUGGCAGGAUAGUAGAACUGUAGCGGAUAUUGUUAUAACAUGUGAAGAGAGGUGUUUUGACGCUGUUUGCGAUGACCUCUUGACGCGGGGUGGGGAAUUUAAUAAACCCGUUCACAUCAUAAACAUGGAGAUCAAAGAUAACCAUGAAGAAGCACUUAUUGCUGGGAAAGCAAUGAUUGACUUGGCAGCAGCGAUUGAAGCGGCUGAGGACAUAGAUGAAAGCAUUGACAAAAUCUUAGAAGUACAACAAGAGAAACAUCCGCAUAGCCUCCUGCACGCUGUGGCGUUCUAUUAG